ACUGGCUGCUGUUCUUUAAGAUCACCUGUCACUGCCCUCUGCGGUGGGUUUAAAGGUACAAGCUCCUGAAAUGGCACACACAACAGCUCUUCCCUCUUCUCCUCCGCUCACAUCCCGAAACAAGAAACGUCGCAUACAGUGGGAUAUGGGAGAUUACGGAGAUGCCAUGGUGUCCGACGAGACAUGUGUUCCCAUGUUCUCAGCAUCGGACAGCCAGAGGAUGAUGUCUUGCGAGAAUCCGCCUUUUCCAGGCGGCCUGGAGUUUGACGAAACAAUACUCAAUAACCAACUGCAGUUGCAGAAUGACCUUCCCGGAUUCCUUCCAUUGGCAUCCAACGAGAGCCCCUAUGGCGUGAUGGCCACAGACAUCCCUUACCCCGGAGGCAUGAACGCACCAGUCGCACCAGGAGUCAAUAUACCCUCGAACCAAGACCUCCGCCAACUGGACCAACUCACCGAAGAAUUCCCACUCACCAGUCCAUCAACACGGCGGCAGAUGGGGCUCUACUUUUCCCGACCCCGCCGUACCCCCGGACAGCAGUCGGACCUCAAUCUCAAUCUAAACAACCAGGACAACCAAAUCAAACAGUUCAAGCGACGCAAGUCCCACAAUAUCGUGGAACGCCGGUACCGGGUGAAUCUGAAUGGAAAGUUCCGCCAGCUCGAGCAGGUCGUCCUGCAAGGCACUACUUCGCCGUGCGACUCGUCCCCUUGCUCGUCGCAGCAGACCCCGUCUCCGAGACCGCCAUCGUCACCUCAGAAGGCUAGAUCCAAGGCCCGUAUUCUGGAUGGUGCGCUAAACUACAUUGCGAGUUUGGAGAACGAGAUUAACUCGUUGAAGGAGAGGACGGAGGGAUCAAAGGGGGGACUAGCAGAGGGGAGAAUUUGCGUUGAAGGACCAGAAGUCAAAUUUUAAUUCGGAGCGUGGUGAAGAGAUGGCUCCUGAGCUGUGUAAUGUUGGCUGGUUGUAUCAGCUAGGGGUCUAUUUGGUGAAGUAUAAGAACUAAAAUCAACGGCGUUGGGAAGGUCAUUAGGAAAGAUCGUGAAAGAGGUCAUGUUUGAAAAUGCUAUCUGUUGCCCAUUCCGGGCUGCCUCCUAUGUUACAUAAAUGAGAUUAUGUGUCCAGACUGUAUACCCAAGACCAAAGACAGACAUAGUCCUAUCCAGCGUUCUUUUGCUAUAUUUACGACGGCACAGGCCAUGAACUGUCAAGGGACUGGCCGCUACCGACAAUCUGAUGAACAGUAUGUCGAGUAGAUAUGCCAUCAGACAGGUCCAAU
Molecule: messenger RNA, 1280 nt
Organism: Aspergillus versicolor CBS 583.65
Lineage: Eukaryota; Fungi; Ascomycota; Eurotiomycetes; Eurotiales; Aspergillaceae
Exons: 2
Coding region: 71-916 (281 amino acids)
Molecular function (GO): protein dimerization activity
Source: RefSeq, a predicted model, not a curated record